AACAAACCGCUGUCAGUAGCAGCGGAGUUGGGCGUCGUUGCCCUGCUGUCUCGUUACGUAACUGUCGGUGUAAAUAAACUGUCUGUCGGUGUUGAGGUUGAAUAGUCGCGUCGUAAAGCCUGAGUGAGUUGUAAGCACACGGAAAUACUAGUGGAAACUCAUUUGCGUACCGUUUGCGCUACCUGCGGAUUUUUUUGUAGACGUCGAAGCCCCCGCCGGGCCGUGAAACGCGGAGGAGGACCUGGCUGCCAGGGCCACGGCUCGCCGUCUCCCGGGAAACGCGGCGGACGGAGCGUCCCAGCGCUGGGAGGACGGAUCGCGGGGCAGGUGGAAGGAGGAGAGGAGAGCGACGGGGGCCACCGCUCACCUGGGGAGAAGGUACCACGGGGGGCUCAAGGAGAGAGGCGCCUGUCACUGAGUUUCUUGUCUAAGCUGCCCACUUUGGUCAGACCUGCGACACAGGGGAGGAGGAUGGGCUACGACAUCGAGCGCUUCGUGGGCUACGUGAACGAAGGGCUGCUGUGCUGCGUGUGCCGGGACGUGUUAGAGGACCCCCUGCAGGCCCCCUGCGAACACGCCUUCUGCAGCUCCUGCAUCCACGGCUGGCUGGUGCACCACCACAACUGCCCCGAGGACCGGCAGCCCCUGGAGGGCGCUCUGCUCCGACCCCUCUUCAGGUACAUGCGCAACGACCUGAGCCGGCUGCAGAUCCGCUGCCGAAACCGGGAGCAGGGCUGCGGGAUGGUGUGCUCCCUGGAGUCCGUGGACCGGCACGAGCGCGAGUGCGAGUACGGCCUGGUGGCCUGCACCAACGCAGGUGACGAGUACUCGUGUUACCGCUGCGGGUGCCCCAUACAAGUGGAACGACGCUCCCUGGAGGCCCACGUGGCGGCGUGCGAGUUCCGGAGCCGCGAGUGCCCCCACGGCUGCGGCUACACCAUGCUCACGUGCGAGGACAGCCAACACAGCUGCGUGGCUGAGCUGCGGACCGAGCUGGAGCUCCUCAGGUCGGAGAUGAUCUGCAAGGUGGAGGAGGUGAGGCAUGAGAUGGAGUCCAGGCUGGACUCGCAGAGGAGGCACAUGGUGCAGAAGGAGAGUCUUCUGAAGAGCGAGGUGGAGGAGCUAAAGGGCCAGCUGUCCCGGGUGAUGUCGGAUGUUCGAGCGCUGCUGGGGGCGGAGCGUUUGCACAGACAGGAGCUGGAGCAGGCCGAGCUGGAGAAGCGCGAGCUGCUGGAGCUGCUGAAGAGCCUGCAGCGGGAGGGGCGCAGCCACACCCCCAGCCCCGCCCCACCUCCUGGAUCCGCCCCCGAGGGCCUGCGCAAGACCGGCGGCGCUCGCGGUCUCACACUUGACUGCAUCAAGAGGAAGUCCCGGGAGGUCACGGUCAUCUGAGACGCGACGGCGGGGGCCCAGUGGGACAAACGUCGCACCGUGGUUAAGACCCAACCUCUCACUGCCGUUCCAGCCGGACAGUAACAUCACCAGCUGCCACUGCCAUCCCAGCUCAGAGACACCCCGCACUUUUGCAGCGGGGACACUUGUGUACCUUCUAGCCUUUGUACAUUUCCGAUUUUCAAAGUUCAGAAUUGUGUAAUAGCGAGAAAAGGGCUCCCACGGCGCGCUUAACAACACACCGUCUCACACACACGACCGGAGCCUGUUUUUACGGCACACGCUCGGGAGGCUGCAGUAAUCGCCAUCAGCAGCCAGGUAAUCCCCUUCCUGUGUGUGAUCUGCUUUAAUACCUGACACUGUAGUGCUCUACACUUCAUUAUUCUUUUUAUAUCCAGAGCAUCCGCCUGCACACACACACACAUAUAUAUAAAGAGCAACCAACACACAGUGGUUGAGAGAUUUUUGCAUUAUGGAAAGAAACUAUAUGGGGAUUAGUUACAAAAUACAUAUUUUUUCCAGUCUUCUGCUGCUAACAUGUUUUAACAUAUCACCGUUAAAUAAUAUAUUAGAUAUUUUUUUCAAUAUUAAUUAGAAUCACAAUAUUCUGUUCCAUGUAUUUCAUGUAAGUCUAUGCCUAAUACACACUUCAGCAAAAAUGUAGUUUAGUCCAUACUGUAUGAAUUCACAAGAUCCUCAUGAUAUAAUAAAUUUACUGAGAUUUUGCUCAGUUGUGGGACACAUUUUAAAUAGCAUUUACUAUGAGAGCUGUUUUGUCUUCCCAAUUUGUAGGUUUCAAAUCUGAAUAUAUUUUACUUCAUAGUCAUUGAUUGAACAUAUAUAUUUUUAAGAUGUACUUAACCUUAAGUCACUUUAACCUACUUGUACUCUAACCCUCAGUCUCUCUGUGCUGUUGCAACACAAG
This is a messenger RNA of Scleropages formosus (Asian bonytongue), 2317 nucleotides long. RefSeq names its product ring finger protein 41, like (gene rnf41l). Gene Ontology annotation, molecular function: zinc ion binding. The coding region runs from base 472 to 1392 and encodes 306 amino acids. Gene Ontology annotation, biological process: regulation of canonical NF-kappaB signal transduction. The transcript has 9 exons. Lineage: Eukaryota; Metazoa; Chordata; Actinopteri; Osteoglossiformes; Osteoglossidae. Gene Ontology annotation, cellular component: plasma membrane signaling receptor complex. The record is from RefSeq and is a predicted model, not a curated record.